Messenger RNA from Hibiscus syriacus, 5478 nucleotides. Its product is annotated as formin-like protein 20. Lineage: Eukaryota; Viridiplantae; Streptophyta; Magnoliopsida; Malvales; Malvaceae. Bases 348 to 4742 code for a protein of 1464 amino acids. The record is from RefSeq and is a predicted model, not a curated record. The transcript is spliced from 17 exons.
CCUCAAAGUUUUAUUAUUUACUCUAAUUUAGUUUAUUUUUCUUUUUGGGAAAGUGACUCUAUUAUUUUGUACAAUUCUUUGGCAACAAAGCUUUGUUUUUCAUUUUGGAAACAAUUUAUUGAGUUUUGGAGAGGGUUUUGACGGAUAAUUGCGCUUGGUUUGACGUCGGAGUUGGUUCAAUUAUUGACGAGUAACGGAAGUUAUCAUUGAAUUUGAGAAUCUGAAUCGAGGAUCUGUGCUGGUUUUGUUGAAAUGGUGGAGGAUCAAAUAGAAAGUUCAGCAGAUUGGUGGUGAUUGAAAGAAAAAAAUAGUUUUGGAUCCGAUCGGGGGAGUUAAAGCGCCAUCAGAUGGCGCUUUUCAGACGACUGUUUUACCGGAAGCCGCCGGAUCGGCUUCUCGAGAUCUCAGAACGAGUCUACGUAUUUGACUGUUGCUUCUCCACGGAUGUGUUGCAAGAAGAUGAGUACAAGGUGUACAUGGGUGGCAUUGUGGCGCAGCUACAAGACCAUUUUCCUGAUGCUUCUUUCAUGGUAUUUAAUUUCAGAGAAGGGGAGAAGCGUAGCCAAGUAUCAGACAUUUUAACUCAAUACGAUAUGACUGUUAUGGACUACCCACGGCAAUAUGAGGGAUGUCCGCUGCUGCCGCUUGAAAUGAUUCACCACUUUCUUCGAUCGAGUGAAAGUUGGUUGUCAUUGGAAGGACAGCAGAAUGUGCUUUUGAUGCACUGUGAAAGAGGGGGAUGGCCCAUACUUGCUUUCAUGCUUGCUGGUCUUCUGUUAUAUCGCAAACAGUACACUGGUGAGCAGAAGACUCUUGAAAUGAUCUACAAGCAAGCUCCUCGGGACCUUCUGCAGCUUCUUUCUCCUUUGAACCCUCAGCCUUCCCAGUUGAGAUAUCUUCAGUAUAUUUCUAGAAGAAAUUUGGGUUCUGAUUGGCCUCCCUCAGAUACACCGCUAUUUUUGGAUUGCCUAAUUCUUAGAGUUCUUCCACUCUUUGAAGGGAGAAAAGGGUGCAGACCAGUUGUCCGUGUUUAUGGCCAGGACCCGAAAACACCAGCCAACCGAAGUUCCAAGCUUCUGUUUACAACUUCAAAGAAGGAAAAACAAAUUCGUCACUUUCUAAAGGAAGAGUGUGCAUUGGUGAAAAUGGAUAUUCAUUGCCGUAUUCAAGGGGAUAUUGUGCUUGAGUGCAUUCAUUUGGAUGAAGAUUUGGUACGGGAAGAGAUGAUCUUCAGAGUUAUGUUCCACACAGCGUUUGUUCGAGCAAGUAUUUUAAUGUUAUACCGUGAUGAGAUUGAUGUAUUGUGGGAUGCCAAGGAUCAAUUUCCAAAGGACUUCAGAGCAGAGGUACUUUUUAUGGAUCCGGAUGCUGUUGUACCUGGUCUCACUAGAGUAGUAGCAAGUGAAUAUGGGAGUGAGUUAGAAAGUGUUUCACCAGAGGAAUUUUUCGAGGUUGAAGAGAUCUUCAGCAAUGCAAUCGAUGCGGUGGAAGGAAAGGUGAAUGACAGCAGUUCGAUAGUUCCUCACAACAAACCAGAUCAGAAAGAUGUCUGGAGGGAGGAUGUGGAUCCUCCUACAUUUCAAGAUUGUGCGUCAGAUGAUGGGAUUCAUAAACAGGAUGCAACGGUGUAUUCUAGUAUAGAUGCAGUGAAGGACAUAGCAGUGGAUGACGUGAACUACAAAUUAGAUAAGAUUAAUUCUGACAUCAAUACAGUGAAAGAUAUAGCAAUUGAUGAUGGAGACAUGAAGAUUGAUUCAGUGGUAUUUACUGCUGAUGUGCCAAGAGCUAGAGAAACCAGGGAAGUUAUAGAAGAUGUGAUUGACAAAUUAGAAGAGAUAGAAGAUAAGGGAAACAGAGACAAUACUAUUCCGCCGAAGAAGUCGUUUAAGAUGUUUGAGCAAAGCUUGAAACCUGACGUUUCGCAACCUAAACCUGAGGAACUAAUGCAUGCUUCAAAGAAACAGGCUGCACCUGACCCUGAACCAGAUUUAGAUUCUGUUCUGGUGAAACCAAAGAGUGAUCAACUAGAACCUCAGGCCCCUCCUACAAGACAAGCAAAGCCUAAUAUCAUAUCUCGGUGGAUCCCUCCUAACAAUGCCUCUCAUGUUAAGCCAAUGCUUGUGUCAUACCCACCGUCAAGAUAUAAUAGUGCACCACCUGUACUUUCCAGUAUCACAUCUUUGACGGAAUUAGAUUCAGGUUCCAAUAUAGAAGGCUCUACUGGAGCUUUGGUAUUGAAGGAUGUUUCAUCUGAGCAAAACAGUGAGACGUUUGAGCCUUUGAAGGGUACUGACUCUCCAAAAGAAAUAUCCACAACUCCAAUAAUUCCAGCAUCAACUACUGGUCUGCAGCAAUCAGUGUCUGUUCCACCUAGCUCUCCACCUAAACACUCACCAUCUCAACCGGCGCCACCACCUCCUCCUCCUCCCCCGCCUCCCCCAUUUUCUAGAAAGCAGGCUGCCGAACUGGUUUUGCCUCCUCCUCCAGCUCCACCACCUUGGAAAUCUGGGUAUUUUUCAGAUGCCCCUAGUGUAGCAUGUUCACCUCCUCACAUUAUUCCUGUCAAGUCAAGCACAUCAAAACCUGGUAAUGUUCCUCCUCCCACUCCCCCUCCUCCACCAUUUCCAGGUGCUAUGACUCCAUCCUUCAUGCAUGGAACGCUGUCAGCCCCUCCUCCACCCCCGCCCCCUCCAUUGCCUAGAGCUCCAGCUCCCCCGCCUCCACCAGUGCCUCCUCAUCAUGGGGCUUCUCCACCACUGCCGCCGCCUACACCAUCUGCAUGGAAGUCUACUACCGCACCUCCUCCACCUCCACCACCACCCCCAUUGAAACCACCUGCCCCUCCACCUCCACCUCCACUGCCCUCAUUGAAGUCUACUGCCCCACCUCCACAACCCACAUUGAUGUCUGGUUCCCCUCCUCCAACACUUACUCCUUCGCGUGGAGUGCCACCUCCUCCCCCGCAUCGAGCACCACCACCCCCUCCUCCUCCCCCAUUGAUGUCUGGUGCCCCACCUCCACCACCCCCGUUAAUGUCUGGUGCCCCUCCACCUCCUUCCCUUUCUCGUGGAGUGCCACCUCCACCUCCUCCGCCACAUCAAGCACCACCACCACCACCUCCUCCUCCACGUGGAGCACCACCCCCUCCACCUCCACCUUCCCAUGGAUCACUGGCACCACUCCCACCUCCUGUGCGAGGAGCGCCUGCACCACCCCCACCUCCCAUGCGUGGAGUGCCAACACCGCCUCCACCUCCUAUGCGUGGAGCGCCUGCACCGCCCCCACCUCCUAUGCGUGGAGCGCCUGCACCGCCCCCACCUCCUAUGCGUAGUGCUCCUCCACCUCCUCCAGGUGGAAGACCACCUCCACCGCCUCCACUUGGAGGUCGAGCUCUUGGCCCACCAGCUCCACCUGGAGCUCCUUGUGGUGCACCUCCGCCUCCACCAGGGGGUGCUAGAGCAGUUGAUGUGAGAGGAAGAGGGCGUGGGCUGUCGCGUCCUGGGGCAGCAGCACCUCGGAGAUCUUCCUUAAAACCAUUACACUGGAGCAAGGUUACAAGGGCAGUUCAAGGAAGCUUAUGGGAAGAAUUGCAAAGAUAUGGAGAGCCUCAAAUUGCACCUGAAUUUGAUGUGUCGGAGAUUGAGACUCUUUUCUCUUCUGUUGUUCCUAAACCUGCUGAUGCUGGGGGUAAAUCUGGAGGACAACUCAAAUCGGCUGGAUCAAAGCCUGGAAAAGUUCACUUGAUUGACUUGAGGAGGGCCAACAACACUGAAAUUAUGCUCACUAAAGUUAAGAUGCCACUUUCUGAUAUGAUGGCUGCAGUACUAGCAAUGGAUGAUAAAGUAUUAGAUGUUGAUCAAGUGGAAAAUCUCAUAAAAUUUUGCCCAACUAAAGAGGAAAUGGAACUUCUAAAGGGCUACACUGGUGACAAGGAGAGUCUAGGGAAGUGUGAACAGUACUUUUUGGAGCUGAUGAAAGUGCCACGAGUGGAAUCAAAAUUAAGAGUGUUUUCCUUCAAGAUUCAGUUCGGUUCUCAGAUUUCUGAAUUUAAAAAGAGCUUAAACACUGUAAAUUCUGCAUGUAAUGAGGUACGGAAUUCCCUUAAAUUAAAGGAGAUCUUGAAGAAAAUUCUUUAUCUGGGAAAUACAUUGAACCAAGGAACCGCAAGGGGUUCUGCUGUUGGAUUUAAGUUGGACAGUCUUCUAAAGCUCACAGAUACACGUGCUGCUACCAGCAAGAUGACACUUAUGCAUUAUCUUUGCAAGGUCCUAGCUGCCAAGGCCCCCACACUUCUGGAUUUUCACCUUGAAUUUGUUAGCCUUGAAGCUGCAACUAAGAUACAAUUAAAAUCUUUAGCAGAAGAAAUGCAAGCUAUAAUUAAGGGAUUAGAAAAGGUUAAGCAGGAGCUGGUUGCCUCUGAAAAUGAUGGUCCUGUAUCUGAUGUUUUCCGGAAGACAUUAAAGGAAUUUAUUUCUGUUGCUGAGACCGAGGUGGUGUCCUUAACAAAUCUAUAUUCUAUGGUGGGUAGAAAUGCAGAUGCACUUGCACUCUAUUUUGGUGAGGAUCCUGCCCGAUGCCCAUUUGAGCAAGUUACUGCAACGCUCUUAAAUUUCGUGAGGUUGUUUCGGAAAGCACAUGAAGAGAAUGUUAAACAGGCUGAACUGGACAGGAAGAAAGCCGAGAAGGAGGCUGAAAUGGAGAAAGCCAAGGCAACCAACCUUAAAAGGAAGGGUGCAAAAUAGUUGAAAAUCAGUUUCUCUAUUCCUACAAGAUAGUAAGCUCCUUCCAAUCAGCAGAUACCCGUGCCGAUGAGUAUGACUGAAUUACAGGAACCGCUGCUUCUCGAGGACUUUUGAUGUGCCUCCUAUUUCAUGCCUUCAGAGGUGUCGUAAACGGGGCUUUCAGGCCACUUGAAUUAUGCAUAAGGUUUCGGGAGACAUUUUCAAUGGGAAGAUAUCCAAAUCACAUAACUACGAAUAAUUCAGUGAAAUUCCUUUUGGAGUAGUCGGACCGAACUUCGCAUAGAGUGGGUUAUGAGUAGAGUAGCCAGAGGUUUAAAAUGCACGCUAUCAAGGUAACUGCUAUGACCCUUCUAGCAUUAUUUUCUGAAUCCUAAACUGGGUGGACCGGCAAGUCCUGGUGAUGAAUGAUUUCUUUUCAUCUUCCAUCAUUCAUCUUGUCGUAUUUGUUUCGGCAUCAAAAUGGAUGCCUGUGGAAUCGUAGAAGCCGGUGAGACCCAGUACUGUACCAUGAAGACAUAUAGUGUACAAAGCUCUAACCAUCCACAUAGUGUAGAAUUCAAUUCUUUAUCUUGUAUUCUUGUAACAUAGUCUUUUGUUUCGUUCCCCCCCCCCAUGAAAAAGGCCCCUCCAUAGGAAGAGGUUGUACAGGAUGUUAGGUUUUAGAAAAAAGAGAAAUUGGAAGAGGGGCUUUCUUGAUGUAACUGUAAUAUAGCACCCGGAAUAUAUAGUCUGCUGA